CGACGCUUCCUGACUUAGCAUGCUAAAACAUAAGGGCCAUUCACCUAAACACGAUAACUUAGCAGUCACUGCAGUUGCUCUACAAGAUCACAUUUUACAUGACCUUCAACUGCAAGGUCUUUCAGUAGCCCAAAGCUGCAAGACAAAGCUGCCGACGAGAGAGAACACAUCCAAGUCUCUAAAAAGAAAUGUGAAAGCUGUGAUAGAUACAGGACUUCAAAAGACCACCCAAGGCCCCAAAGAGGAAGAUCCAGAAAAAGAGUAUGUUCUUGAUCCAAAGCCGCCACCGUUAACUUUAGCGCAGAGGCUGGGCCUGUUUGAACCUCCCCCACUGCCACUGUCAUCAGAUGAGUGGGAGAAAGUGAAGCAGAGGUCUGUCGCACAGGGGGACUCCAUGCAGCCCUGCCCCAUAUGCAAGGAGGAAUUCCAGCUUCGCCCCCAGGUGCUGCUCUCAUGUUCCCACGUGUUCCACAGGGCAUGCCUCCAGGCCUUUGAGAAGUUCACGAGCAAGAAAACCUGUCCCCUCUGCAGGAAGAGCCAGUACCAAACCCGAGUGAUUCACGACGCAGCUCGGCUGUUCAAAACAGAGUGCGCCACACGGGUCCAAGCCUGCUGGAGGGGACACGUGGUUAGAAAGUGGUACCGAGACCUGAGGAGGACCCUGCCGCCCACAGAUGCCAAGUUGAGGAGAAAAUUCUUUGAAGAAAAGUUCACAGCCAUCAGCCGGCGCCUGCUGCGCUCCUACCGCACGGACGUCGACGAGCUCCUCGCGGAAAUCGACCGCUGCCUGGCCGUGAACCGCGGCGUCCUGCAGCAGCUGGACGGGCCGCGGGGCCGCCGGCUCACGGACGGCGACUGGCGGAGAAUCCAGACCCAGGCCCUGCACCGGGACACCUUGGAAUGCUCCAUCUGUCUCACGCCCCUGUCGGUGAGCAGCAACAGCCCCGCUGGGCCCUCAGGGACUGGGCCGGGUGGUGGCCAGCCUCCCCGCCAGACGGUGCUCCUGUCCUGCUCACACAUGUUCCACCACGCGUGUCUCCUUGCCCUGGAGCAGUUCUCCUGGGGGGGCUGCUCUCCCUUCCAUGCCUGUCCACUCUGCCGCUCCUGCUACCAGAAGAAAAUUCUCGAAAGUUGAAUUCACAGUCAGGAAAAAGUUACAUCAUUCUGGGGCAAAGUCUGCCUUAAUUUUGGAGAAAUUGUGGGAGUUUGGGGUUAAGUACUACAGUGUAAUUUGUUUUCGGGUGGAGAAACCCUUAGUAGUUGUACAUAGGAAACCUAACUGUUAUUAAAGCUGACAACUCACCCAGUUUUAGUCAUUAGUCUAUAAAAAGCAUUUCAAAUUUAUGGGUUUAAUCA
This is a messenger RNA of Miniopterus natalensis, 1356 nucleotides long. It is a transcript of the gene RNF32, whose product is annotated as ring finger protein 32. Lineage: Eukaryota; Metazoa; Chordata; Mammalia; Chiroptera; Miniopteridae. The record is from RefSeq and is a predicted model, not a curated record. Gene Ontology annotation, molecular function: protein binding.